Olea europaea var. sylvestris is the source of this 2111-nucleotide messenger RNA. Its product is annotated as cyclin-dependent kinase C-2-like. The transcript has 12 exons. Gene Ontology annotation, biological process: positive regulation of transcription elongation by RNA polymerase II; protein phosphorylation. Gene Ontology annotation, molecular function: cyclin-dependent protein serine/threonine kinase activity; ATP binding; RNA polymerase II CTD heptapeptide repeat kinase activity. The record is from RefSeq and is a predicted model, not a curated record. Gene Ontology annotation, cellular component: nucleus; cyclin-dependent protein kinase holoenzyme complex. The coding region runs from base 309 to 1853 and encodes 514 amino acids. NCBI's taxonomy places the organism in Eukaryota, Viridiplantae, Streptophyta, Magnoliopsida, Lamiales, Oleaceae.
UACCCUCUUUCGCUUCGGACAGGCCACCGCCUUGCGCCGCCGCAGACCACCACCGCCAGCCACCGGUAACUUCCAUCACCGGUUUCUCUUUGAUCUGUACCUGUUAUUUUUAUUCUUUCAAUUUGAAAUUAAAAAAAACACACAAAAAGGUCAUUUUCCACUCAAUCUUAAACCCUGAUUCCGAAUUCCCUUCUUGUUUCUUAGUAAUUCGGGAAAUGGUUUAAUUUUUAUUUUCAUGUUCUCUAUUUAAACCCUAAUUCCACGAUAGAGAAAUUGAAAUACGAAAGGAUUCAGAGGAGGAUUAAAGAAUGGCAAUAGCAGCACCAGAGCAGCUAAAUAUAAGCGAAGUGCCAACAUGGGGUUCGCGAGGUGUCGACUGCUUCGAGAAAUUGGAGCAGAUUGGUGAAGGAACUUAUGGGCAAGUUUACAUGGCCAGAGAGAUCAAAACAGGGGAAAUUGUUGCUUUGAAGAAAAUUCGAAUGGACAAUGAAAGAGAGGGGUUCCCUAUAACUGCCAUACGUGAAAUUAAAAUCCUCAAGAAGCUGCACCACGAAAAUGUAAUCAAGUUGAAAGAGAUUGUAACUUCUCCAGGUCCUGAGAAGGAUGAGCAAGGUCCACUGGAUGGUAACAAAUACAGAGGUGGAAUUUACAUGGUUUUUGAAUACAUGGACCAUGAUUUGACUGGUCUAGCCGAUCGUCCUGGAAUGAGAUUUUCUGUGGCACAAAUAAAGUGCUACAUGAGACAGCUUUUGACAGGGCUUCACUACUGUCAUGUAAAUCAAGUACUUCACCGUGAUAUUAAAGGUUCUAAUCUUUUAAUAGACAAUGAAGGAAACUUGAAGCUUGCAGAUUUUGGUCUUGCCCGGUCGUUCUCAAGUGAUCACAAUGCUAAUCUUACAAACCGUGUAAUAACUUUAUGGUAUAGACCACCAGAGUUGCUCCUCGGUACCACGAAGUAUGGUCCAGCAGUUGACAUGUGGUCAGUUGGUUGCAUCUUUGCUGAACUUCUACAUGGGAAACCAAUCUUUCCAGGGAAAGAUGAGCCAGAGCAAUUGAAUAAAAUUUUUGAGCUAUGUGGGCCUCCAAACGAGGAUAUUUGGCCUGGGGUCUCAAAGAUUCCUUGGUACAACAAUUUGAAACCGUCAAAGCCAAUGAAAAGACGUCUUAGAGAGGUUUACAGACACUUUGACCGGCAUGCGUUGGAUUUACUUGACAAAAUGCUGACUCUUGACCCCUCUCAGAGAAUAUCAGCAAAGGAUGCUCUUGAUGCCGAGUAUUUCUGGACGGACCCAUUACCGUGCGAUCCCAAGAGUUUACCCAAAUAUGAAUCUUCACACGAGUUCCAGACGAAGAAAAAGCGUCAGCAACAGCGCCAACAUGAAGAAAAUGCGAAACGCCAGAAAGUACAACACCAACAACAGCAUUCUCGCCUUCCACCAAUUCAGCAGUCUGGACAUGCACAUGCUCAGAUGCGACCUGGCCCAAAUGUACCAAUGCAUGGGUCACAACCUCAGGUAGUUGGAGGACCGAGCCAUCAUUAUGGAAAGCCAAGGGGACCUUCACAAGGACCUGGCAGAUACCCACCUGGUGGAAAUCCGUCUGGAGGAUACAACCACCCAAAUCGUGGUCAAGGUGGAGGUUAUGGUAGUGGCUCGUAUCCACCUCAAGGACGGGGACCUCCAUACGGUUCAAGUGGCAUCCCUGGUGCUGGUCCUCGAGGAGGUGGAGGCAGUGGCUAUGGCUCCGGAGGUCCAAAUUAUCCUCAUGGUGGUCAAUAUGGGGCUUCUGGGACUGGACGUGGCUCAAACAUGGUGUCUGGGAACAGGAAUCAACAAUAUAAUUGGCAGCAAUGACAUGCAUCCAUAAGAAUGGCUUCGUGGUGAGAUUCAAUAAUGAUGUUCGUGCUCUCUUUUCGAUCACAGUGGAUUGUUGUACUCACUGGCGAAUGGUCAUUGACGAGGGUGGCUGCUGAGUUUUAUUUGUAAAACCUAAUUAUAUAAAGAUAUUGUUGGAGUGGACAUGAGAAUGCAUCAUAGACGUUAUUGUAGUGCAUUAUUAUUUUGGACAAAAUAUAUUCAAUUGCUUACAUAUAAAAUCUGUUGGUUUUGUAA